This is a messenger RNA of Paralichthys olivaceus (Japanese flounder), 1599 nucleotides long. NCBI's taxonomy places the organism in Eukaryota, Metazoa, Chordata, Actinopteri, Pleuronectiformes, Paralichthyidae. The record is from RefSeq and is a predicted model, not a curated record.
AGUGUAAACGUGCAGGGUCUCAGUCUCGCCGCUAGAUGGCGGUGUAGCCUCGGCUCAUGUUGUCUUUCUUCUUCUCGUUGACUGCUGUGAUGAAGCUACACGACCACAUGCUAACAUGCUAACAAGCUAACGUCGCCUCAUGUCAGAGAUGAGAUGGUUUUUAAAGCGUGAAUUAUCUUUUAACCUGGUUUACAUGUUUUUCUCUCCGGGUUUAAUCCUCUCACCGCGUUCAGCGGGUAUUUUAACACGGUGUCAUCCGGUUAUGAGUUAGCAACAAGGUACAGUAAGCUAACGUUGGCCGGUAAGCUAACACUACCUUCACAGCAAAGACGUAAAAACAACGAUAAGGGUUUAAAAUAUUUACGCGAAGAAGGAUGUUUGUGUUAAAGCGACAUUUUUAAUAUAACGUUAAUUCAAAUACACUUUAAUUGAACUGGGGAAUCGGUUCUGAUGAAAACAAACUCCGUAGAGAAAUCAGCUGAUCGACAGAAUCAACACUCGUUGAAUUGUGGUGGAAAAUGUCGGAGUCGUCGCUGUAAACAUUAAAAACCACCGGAACUGGAGUUGAUGAGAGAAUCGGUUUUACAGCCGAAUGACACUCAGCAACAUUUUAAAUCGAUCCUGUCGCUGUUUGUCUCAGUUGCUCCGGAAGUUUCUGACCUUUGUCACGAUGCGUCGACUUUUAUCAAGAGUUUUAAACCGAGUUCUGCUGAACGAGUCGUUCUCACCGGUGAUGGUCACUGAGGCAGGAGUACACACACACGGCCCCCGGAAGCUGGUGGUGGGACUGGGCAACCCGGGGAUGGAGGGUACCAGACACAGCGUCGGCAUGGCGGUGCUUGGCGCACUCGCUGCCCGGCUCGAUGUAGCUGACCGUUGGCGCGGCGACAAGCACGUGUCCGGUGAGGUCAUCGUGUCGGAGAUCCAACACACACAUGUGGUGCUGCUCCGUCCCAGGCUGCUGAUGAACGUCAAUGGAGUGUCAGUGGCCAAAGCAGCUGGUAAAUACGGCAUCAGGCCUGAAGACAUCCUGCUGGUCCACGAUGAACUGGACAAACCUCUGGGGAAGAUCAACAUCAAACAUGGAGGAAGCGCCAGAGGUCAUAACGGAGUCCGCUCCUGUGUGGACUGUCUUCAGACUGAUGUAGUUUCCUUUAAUUACAUUCAACACAACAGACCAAGACUUUCUGUCGUUUGUUGAUUUGUUUUGAUCCAGAGUGUGGACCUCCUCCUCUCCCAGCUCUCCCGGCAAGAAUCCCCGCAGGACUCCCCCUCCGGCCCCCCCUCGCCAGCAGGGGGCAGACAAGCAGCACAGAAGAGAAAGGAGGGGGAGCCCCGAGCUUCUCCGGCCGGGGACUCAGCUGCUGCCCAGAGCUGAACCUCAACAUUUGUCUGUUAUCAAACCCACAGCUGCCUCAAACACCAACGGAUUCAUUCUCUGGUGUGAGUUUGAAAGACGAUGUGUGAAUCAAGACGAUGCAACAGGAGCCGAGGUUUAACCACAAAGAGCCUCGUUUAAAAACUGCUGUGAUCAAGUGAUUGGUUUUUACGUCUGAAUCAUUUCCUGUAUUUAAAUUCUGAAGCCAAAAACCUCAUGAA